GGAAAAUUGUCUCUGCCAUUUCAUCUACAAACAGAGCCUAUAGAGUUGGUCGCAGUUUGAUAGCGGGCGGAAGCGUGACGCUUCCCCAUACUUUUCUUUUGCUUGGACACCCUGAAAUCUACCGAGUGGCACGCAGUAUGGAUCGUGGAAAGUCUGGACCGGGCAUCCGGGGAACGAAGAAGCAACAGCUUAGCCAUCCGCAAGCAGAGCUGUACGCGCUCGGUUCGAAAUCGUCCGUCGGUGGUUCGCGCGGUGACGAUGGCAAGUCUCGUAUCGUCGUCGGCAGUGUCGGCGGGGUCGUGUCGGAACGCAAACGGGAAGCAUCGGGCUCGAUGGCGCUUGGCGGUGCCGGCGGCCCAGCGACAACUAAAAAGAUCAAACUUACCUCCGGUGCGAGCUCUUCGGUCGUCGGCGGGGUCACCUCCGGGCUCGGCACUAUAGCAAGCUUGGUGGGAACGAGCAAAUCCUCUUCCGGUGGAGACAGUUCCAGCUCCAGCAGCGUCCUCGAGUACUGGGAACAGUGCGCGAUGGAGUGCGAAUCGGUGGACCUGGCCGCCACGGUGCUGGCGGCGAUCGAACAGCAAGACAGUGACAGCGUCGUGGGAUACAUUUGUGGCGCCAUAAAGCUACUGAUAUCACCGAAAUCCAAAUCCGAAUCCGUACUCUCCCUUUCGCUCCUUUACCUGGCCCGCCUACGGCCACAUCUGUUCUGUAACGAGACAAUCACGUCGGCACUCGUCGCCGUCCUCAAGCGAGACGGCAGCGGGAAUGCAUUCAAAGGCCGCAACAAUCCCACAAUGCACAUUCUCGCGUGCAAUCUGCUGGCACGUGGCUACAGCGAUAAGAAACAGUGGCCGGAAAGCUUCAUCCGCACGUACAUCGACGACGCGAUCAACGACCGCGUUUGGGUGGACUACGAGGAGUGCGCCCCGUUUACGGACAAUAUUGUGGCUGCCUUCGGUACGAAAAUCCCGCCCAAAUGGAUGCUCCAGCCGGAACUGAGCACCCUUAAUCCGACCGCACGCGACAGCUCCCUUCCGGACGACGAACACUCUACGGACAGCAGCGGGAUGUUUGGCGAUGCGCUCGGGAAGGACCCGGAAGCGAACCCGCCCCGCUUUGGGCAUAUGCGGGAGCAGCUCGAACGCAUGGUGAUGGACGCGGUGAAGGAUCAACUCAAUCGCCGCCAGGGACCGGAGUGUUCGACGAAGAAUUUCCUUCGCUUCCUGUCGCUCGCCUGCGGCAUCCUCGAGGUGCGUGCGUUCGUGGUGCCCCGGUUGGAGAUGUGGAUCCACAAUGGAAAGCUGGUGAAACCGGUCCAAGAGUUGCUGACGUUCCUGUGCUACAAUGUAACCGGACAGAACCCGAAGGAGCACGAAGUGCUGUCUAAUCUCGCCAAGGUUCGCCUGAAGUCGAAACCGCUGAUAAACAUCUUCAUGAUCGGGCUGAAGGAAAUGAUCAACUGCCAGCCGGACAUACUGACCCCGCUGCUGAAGUACGUCGUGCAGAACGAACUGUCGAACGCACGCAAUCCGAACAACAUGGGUAUGCUGGCGAUGAUGUUCCAGACGAAACCGACCGAAUCGGCGGCCAACUUGGCCGAAAUCUACCAGGAAUUUCUGCUCCAACGUGAGGACGUUCUUCGAACGUUACGCUUUUUCUUGCGCGAACUGGUCAAAAUGCUUCGGUACGACAUUAAUCUGACCGUGUUCUGUAAGGUCCUGCUGCAGAGUCCCCGGGCCGACCUGUCGCCACAGAUCGCCGGAUCGGAGUUUCGCGAUCGCAUUUUCCACUCGAUCGUCGAUCUCGUGUGCCUGUGCAUGUUUCUCUCCGUAUCGCCACAGAUCCGCGAAGCCAACGUGUCGAUCCGUAGUGGCCGUGAGACGAAAAGUUCGCCCGCCCUCAGUGCGUUCUAUCAGCAGCAGUCGAUGAUUCAGGACCAGGCACUCGCGUGGAUGAAGGACGUUGUGCCGCGGGUGUACAAACCGAUCGGGGCGACCGAUUACAAGGCGGCACUGCACAAACUGCUCCUGCUCGAUUCGCCCGAAGCGUACGCCAAGGGUGACCAGUGGCCACCGGAACCGGAGCGGGCUCCACUGUUGCGUAUGGUAUCGGAAAUUCCACUGCAGCAGAAUCUGAUGCUGUGCAUCCUGCUGAUCGGCAUCGAAAAGGAGAUCCCAUUCUCGAUCCAAGACACGAUGGAAAUCACCGAGCAGCUGGUACGGAGGGCGGGUGCAUUGCGCCACAUCGACUACCCGCCGCUUGAAAUCACGGAACUGAAGAUCAUUGAGCUGCUGUUCAAAAUGUCCGAGUAUCACCAUCCGGACAACAUCGUGCUCCCGGCGAAUUAUCAGCCACCGAAUUUGGCCAUCUCGUCGCUUUACUGGAAAACUUGGAUCAUCCUGUUGCUCAUUUCGGCCCACAACCCAUCGUCGUUCGGGUCGUUCUGCUGGGAGCAGUACCCGAUGCUGCGCGUGCUGAUGGAAAUGUGCAUCACCAACCAGAUCGGGCCACCGAAACCGACCGACGAGGAGCUAGCGGUAGCCGGGCUGGAAAAGACACAAAUCCUAGAGUUCGAGAACCAUCUUGCGUCGAAUCCGAUCACCGAGCAGAACAGUCUCCUGCUGUCGCAGCUGAUCCUGAUGGACCCUCGGGGUGUCGCACGCCGUCCACCGAAUCCGGUGCUAGAUCAAAUCCAGCAGCUUAACGUGAGCCACCGGCUGGGGCACCUGCUGUGCCGGAGCCGUAAACCGGACCUCCUGCUCGAGAUAAUCCAACGCCAGGGCACAUCCCAGGCGAUGCCUUGGUUGGCCGAUUUGGUGCAAAAUUCCGAGGGUGACUUUAAUCACCUUCCGGUGCAGUGUUUGUGUGAAUUUCUGCUCGCAAACUCCGGUAGCGCAAUCGUGGAAUCGAGCCGCGAGGCGGAACUGCUGCUUUACCUGCAGCGCGUGCUCCAGCAGGACGAAACGGGCGAACAUCAGGCGAUGAUCGGGGAAAUCUUGGAGUACUUCCUGCGCCGCCUGUCGUCCUUUUCGAGCGCCUCCCGCCAGUCGGCGAUUCGUGGGCUAAAGUUGCUGUUGAAAGUGUUCCAGGAGGAGCACGAUCCGGGCGCGACGGUACCGAUCGAGGCGAACAAUAGCGAUUGGUUGCUUCGCUAUCUGCCGAUGAUACCGCACUUUCCGUACGUGCGCCCGAACGUGAUCGUGCAGCUGCGGGCCGCCUGCCAGGUGGAGAACAUCCCCGAGCUGGUGAUGGUGUACAUUCAGUUCGUCGCGGCGCACACCGCGAUGGAUGGCGAGGAAGCGAUGCUGGAGCACGUGAUGGACAUGUCGCAUCUGAUCGUCGAACGGACGACGGUGUUUGCCAACAUCAUCCCGACCGUAGCGGACCAGAGCGAACAGCGCGUCCAGACGCUCAACUGCUUGUUUGUGAUGUUCAACAACUUCCUGAUCAAGCUGCGCGACGCCAAGUGCAUCCCGCACGCGUUCACCGAGUAUCCGGAUCUACUGUUGGUUCAGUUUGCCGACGAAAGCCAGUGCCACAUCCAUCUGAACAUAAUCCAAGCGUUCGUCAUCCUCCUAACGCACUCGUCGUUCAUUUCGGUCGCUGGACAAAUUCUCGAUUAUUGGUUCCCCGAAGGUUCGCCCCCGCCGCAAGCGUUCACCGUUGACGGCUCGUCGGAGCCCGUUUCGAUCCUUCCCGACUGGUUGAAGCUGAAGAUGAUCCGCAGCAGCGUCGAGCGGUUAGUCGAUGCGGCCCUGCAGGGCCUAACACCCGAUCAGAUCGUGCUGUUUGUGCAGAACUUCGGUACACCGGUCGGUUCGAUGUCAAAGCUGCUGGCCCUACUCGAUCGGGCCGUGAUCGUACAGUACGAGGCAGUUAAUGCGGCGAUCCUCAACAAGAGCUACCUGGCGCAGCUGAUCGAGAUCCAGCAAGCCCGGGGCGCGAAGAAUGGGCACAUUUCGGUAGAAGCGUUGGAACUGCUUCCAUCGCAGCAAGCGGAGGUAGCCGCAGAAGCGCGCAGAAUGUCGGUGGAUGAGUCGAGUCAGGGCGAGGUGGAGGUGAAAGAUACGAAACUUUUCCCCGCCCAAUCGGGGGGCGAUCUGAUGGAACCGUACCGGAUUGAGUUGCUACCAUCGGGGGCGGGCGGUGCAUCCGGCAGCGAUUCGUUGCGCCGUUCCGCUUUCUCCGACACAAUACCACCGUCCUCCGGUGGUUCGAAAACGAAGGAAAUCGAAGAGGCGGUUGAACUGGUGCUGACAUGUCAACUGAAGCAAAACCGGCACGCUAUGGGCAAGUACCGGAAGCUUAUCCAACGGCUGCUGAACGCUGCCUCUAAGUCGCAGGAGUACACGGCGAACAAAUCCAUCGCGUACCUGGGCCGGUUGAUGAAGACCCCCCAGGGACAGGGACUGCUGAAGGGGUUGGUGCAGAACCCGCAGAUCGUUUGCUUCUUCCGGGCGCUGCUGGAAACACCGGUGGAAAAGUUUGAGAACCUCAACUAUCUGCUGCACGUGCUGGAUGAGAUCAUUCGGUGUGUGAAUCCGAUCGCCAACACGGUCCUGCUGGAGGUGCUCGUGAGCAAGCGGUCGCAGCUGAUAAGGCACGCUCAAAAGGAGGCAAGCGUGGAACAGCAACCACAUCAAUCAACGGGCGCCAGUACCGGCAAUCUAUUGGAGGUCCUUUCAACGAGCCGAUCGGCCGAUGUGGAGCGGAAAGGAAUGCAACAACUGUGGCGCACGAGCCGCGAGGAGCUGAUCAGUGUGGCGUCGACGAUGCUGAAGGGACGAGGUGGUGGUGGUGAAGCGGUCGUGCCCGGUACCCUCGAAGGGGAGAAGUGUGGUCUACUGGUGGAUUGGGUAGCUGAUGCCGACUCGGAGCUGAUACGGAUCAACAAGGAGCAACAAAUGGAGCUACUGUUCAGCAAAAGCUUGUCGGAUUCACGACCGUACCUGCUGUCGCUCCUAAGCCACCAGGCGAGCUGGGCCACGUUACAUCAAACGGUGAACUUGUUGAUGGAAUCGUUCAACGCGUCCUACGAUCCGACCUCGGUGCUUGACUUUAUCGACACACUCACGCGCAACCCGCGCCUCUGGCAGGGCCGGGAUAAGGCUGUCCCGAAGCACGAACAGAUCGAGUAUAUUGUGACGCUGAGCGAAACCGAAUCGUGCAACUUUAUCGAUUACAUUCUUGCAGAAGAUGCCAGAGCGGGUCAGGUGCGUCGAUUAAGCCAGCGUGUGAAACUCCUGCUUCAGUGUUUGCCCGGGAAAUUUAGCCACUUGGCGCCGAUGGUUGCGUACGUGGACGGGAACCGGGGACCGUCGGCGAAGAAGUUUCUCCAGCAGCUGUACCUUAACCUUCCACCGAUGAAAUUCAUCCUUCCUUCCGUCGGUCCGGCUAUCUACGAGGACGAGGACGUGCACGGUGUCCCCGGGGGCUGCAUGGCGGACAAGUUUACCUACUUCAUCCUCACCACGAUCACAUGCCUGAACAAUCCGCGUGACUUUCAAACCAUGUCGGCCGAGAUGGAACUGAUCGUGCGUAAGCUUGCCGCGUCCCAUCCGACACUUUUGCUGCGCCAGUUGUCCGUGCUUGGGUCGCUGCUACAGGGGCGGGCGCACAUGGACCUCCAUGUACUCCGCUCGGAGUACCACUUUCACCUUUUCCAUCAGGUCAUGGGCAUACUGGAGCUGCUGGCCCCGCUCGUGUUUCGCGAUUGCUACCGGGAAGGGUUGCAUAACGGGCUGGAUUGCUUUUUCCAGCUGCUGCGCCACCAUGGCACGUUCAAGGAGAGCUACACGCUGAUCUUCCGUUUCGUGGAGUUCCUGCAAGCGUACAUCGGGGCGAACCCCUCGUCGGCGAUCGCAUUCGUCGAGCGGUACGGUGACGUGCUGACCGAUCUGGCCCAUCAACACUUCGACCUCCACUCGCUGCAGCAACUUGUGCAGGGUCUCUCGAUGUUACGGCCUUCGGUGUUGGCUGCCCGUUCGGAGGGAGUGAAAAAAUCGAACGAUGCGAUGGCCGAUUUGGAUCUUUUGGUGAGUAGUGCCGGAAUCGGCAAUCCUAGCAGCGAUAGUCAGGCCAUUUCGGAUACCCCCGCCGUCGCCAAUGCGGCUGUGGGACUGAUGCUGGCGCCGGCAAUCCGACACGAUGCACUGCCGAUCCACUGGGCGGAAUUGGUCGGUGUGCUGCGUUCGCGCGACAUCGAUGAAAUUGCCGUACCGCUGAUGGAACUGGAUGCACUGACCGUCAAGCGGCCCGCUCUGCUCGAGGACAUCUUCGACGACGUGAUCCGGUUCGUGCAGCACACCUCGCCGCCCGUACGCCAGAUGGCGCACAAUCUGGUUGCCCGCUGCCUGAAGCAGAAUCCGGGCAGCUUUACCACGAACGGGACGGCUCUGGUGGCGUUCGUGCAGUGUCUUAACCAUGACGAUAUCGCCGUGGCGCACAGUGCCCUGGACAAGACGACCGACUACACGCUGUGUCUGCAGGAGCACGCCCAGCAGAUACUGACGGCUGUGUUUGAGCUCGGAAUCGGCAGCCGGAUCAAUACGUUCAAUGCGCUACGACGGUGCAUUCAGGCCCUCAAAAAGCAACACGCAUGUUAAGCAGGGGGAGAGCAACCGUUUUCACAAAACAGUAUGCCAUGAAGCGAGAAUAAUGGAAGUACAAUUUCCCAGCUGUAAUCACUGUAGAGCAAUAUGUAAUGCAAGAUGAAGUAGAACAAAGUUGGCAGCGCAUAAAAAGUGGAACCAAUAUACAACAAAACAUAUUUUAUUGUAAUUUUUUAAAUCGUGUACGAAGAUUAAAUAAUAGUGUAUGACAUGUUUCAAG
Molecule: messenger RNA, 6834 nt
Organism: Anopheles coustani
Lineage: Eukaryota; Metazoa; Arthropoda; Insecta; Diptera; Culicidae
Gene: IntS1
Product: integrator complex subunit 1
Exons: 1
Coding region: 138-6608 (2156 amino acids)
Biological process (GO): U2 snRNA 3'-end processing
Cellular component (GO): integrator complex
Source: RefSeq, a predicted model, not a curated record